GCGGAGGAGGGGGACCUGACGGCGAGCGCUGCCGCCUGAGUGAAGCCGCGGACGGACAACCAAAUAUCUCCACGAAUUCCCACAGCGAAGCCCGCAGUCUUCCUGCCUUGGAGGAUUUUGUGUCGCUUACAAGACUAUACGAUGUGAUUGUCGUCGGAGGCAGCGGCAGUCCAAUGCACGAAAAACCCACCAUACUUCACUAGAAUGUACUUGAUGAAUGUACCACCUGUCGCAGCGACGCAAACAGAAUGGAGAAGAUGUGGACCACCUGGAGGCUUUAGCCUUCCGGUUUGCUUCAAUGAGUCUGACUCAGAGUUGUCCACGAUAGGCCCACCUAUCUCAGACAAGGUCCAGAUGAUCAUAGAGAGCCUUAGGAGCACUCAGUCCUCACUCGAGAUGGGCGAUGAGAUCGAGGGAAACGUGUUACCAAGACAGGAAGGCCAUACACAAGUCUACAAGGUUGCAGGGGGUUCUUAUGUUGGAGUCAAAGCCAAAACUAAAAGCCCCUCUGAAAACCUGCAUCCAUCUUCCACAAACAACCAGGAGAACAGUGACUCUGACAGUGAUGACUCCGUGGACAGAGGAAUUGAGGAAGCAAUAUUGGAGUACCUGAAAGAAAAGGAUGAUCACAAACGUAAGGCUGAACCUUGCUCCACCCUUCUCGAGUCAUCCAAAGUUUCAAGAAAACAUCCAUCCAUUCUUGAGGUUUCCAAACAGAACUCCAACAGCAGCACAUCUUUGAUUGGCACCAGCCAGUUCCCAAUAAGUAUCAAAGCUGUAAUCCCAUCAUCACCAGCUACUGUGCCUUUAAAAAAGUAUAUCAAAAACAAGGCAUCCUUAGAUGAAAACUUUAAUUUGAAUAAAAGUUCAGCCAAAACUUUAAUCAGUUCAAAAGAUCAGACAAUGACCCCCUUUAAGGCAACUGAGCUCUUCAACAAAACUAUACCUUUCCCAGUCGCGGUUAAGCUGGAAGAAGAAUCAAAUGAUUCCAGUAGCGAUGACGGCAUUGAGGAGGCCAUUCUAAGAUACCAAUUAGAAAAAAAGGAGCAGCAGGUCAAGAUCGAAGCCUUCACUCCUCACACAUUCAAAGAAGAAUCUGAUUCAACAAGCGACGAUGGGAUUGAGGAGGCUAUUCGCUGCUAUCAGCUGGAGCAAAAGGAGAAGACUGUCCCAAAGCCAUUCCUACACAAGCAAAAACCCUUCACCAAGUCAGCGGUAAAUGCUGUUGGAGGUUUUGAAAGCAUGAAGAAACAGAAAGCAACAAAGAAAAAAGGCAGAACAGAGAAAAAGAAGAAAUCAUUUCAACCUCAGACUUCAUCUGUUGUGAUACCUGAGACGUCACUCUCAGACAACCCAAAAGGUAAAGGAAAUGGACUGCCUUCACUGAAAUUAGAGCGUUUUGAAGAGCAACAAGCUCCUGCACCCCCCAAGGUUAAUACAACUGCAGAAUUGAUGUGUGCUGAAGCAAUAUUGGACAUUUCCAAAACUGUUAUGCCUGCUGCCUUCCAUCAUGGCAUUGACCUCCACCCUUGUGCUCCCACUGAACCAUCUGUGCAGCCUUCUGUUCCAGAAAGUUACCAGCAUGAAGAAAGCGAUGACAGUUCCAUUGACAGCGAAGAUGGGAUUGAGCAAGAAAUCAGGAAUUUUCUUGAGCAGAAGGCACAAAUGCUCAAACAACCACCCAUCACUCAAGACGCUUGUCGUAUAAGUGAACCUGAGAACGUGAAACAGAGAGAAUUUGCAAUGCAAAAGAAACUACAAAAAUUGUCCUUAAUGGAGAGACAAAAGGACAAGGUGAAAUCAGGAACGGACGAAAAAAGUAAAGAAGCAGCCCCUGAGCCUUUACGUGAGCUUACACGGGAAUCAAACCCAUCCGAGUAUUCCCAGAGAAGUCUAACACACCCUUCUGCAGUACUGCACAAGAUGGACAAAAGUGGAGACAAGAGCAGCUCACUCGACAGUGACGAGGACCUUGACACCGCCAUCAAAGACCUGCUCAAGACGAAGAAGAAGUCAAAGAAAAAGAUCAGAGACUUGAAGCGGAAAUCCAGGAAGUUUGUCAGAGAUGAAGAUCCACUGUUAGGAAACACUUUACCCUCAAAAAAGUUAAAACCCAACCCCAUUUCCAAAUUCAGUGCAUUGAAAAAAGUGCAGAGGAGCAAAGAUGACAUGAAAGACAAGUUUGACUUGAGAAAAAAGAGCAUUACCCAGCAAAAGCAGAAUGAUCAAAGUCAGGCGCAGGUUAGAACGUCGACUUUGAAAAGUGCGGAGGGCGGAGACGCACAAAUGCUGCACACCCUUAAAACCCCUCCACAAACAAAGGAUGAUAGCAGCUCCGUAGACAGCGAUGACAGCAUUGAGCAAGAGAUCAGAAGGUUUCUGGCUGAGAAGGCCAAAGGUUCUACUAUGGAGAAAAGUAAAGAUGUAGAUGCAUCAAGGAAUGGUGCGGUUACAGUUGGAGAUGCAGACGACAAAGAGGAAUCUCAGCUGGCUGAGAUUCCGAGAAAAAGUGCCAGUCCGCUCUUCGGUUCUCUUGGUCGUUCAGUUCAAGAUAGAACCACACACGGACCGUUUUCAGACGUUUUUCCCAUCAGCGCACAAUCGUGCAUGUCCUCUGUCCAGUCCUGCAGUCCCAGCCUGUUGGAGCCUGCGGAUGGAGUGGGGGCAGCCAGAACCAAGCAAAGGAGGCCUAUUCCUGGCAGAGACGACGUCCUCACCAACUCCCCGCAGUUGGAGAAAGUGCGACCAGUUUUAGCUCCUAACAGUGCUCAUUCUCGUGCAGAAUCAAUCAAGUGGCGCCAGAGCCUGGGACUCCCCAUUUCUGACAUACGGGCUCAUGGUCGGAAUCCAUUUCACAUCAAGUCAUCAGAAAUCACAGACACUGCAUCAACCACUUCGCCAUACCAGAGCAGGGAACUCAAAUUACAGACUCCGGCGAGUGCUUGGUUCACUUCAAAGACCAGCAGAGCACCGUUUUCUGGCUCCUCAGAGGCGGAUGUAAAUACCCUAGUCAGACCCCCUGUUUUGAAUUUUUUCCCUGCUUCCAGGCCGCCUUCAAAGAUGUCCUUUACGCGGAGCCUUGCGCCUGGCGACAGGCCCCAGUUCUCCCUGGAAGAGGAGAAGGCGAGUAUGGUGCACGUGCCUAAGGACAAGAGUGUAUUUGUUGAACUAGAGUCUAAUAGGACCAACCAUGUCCAGGUUCAAAGCAGGGAAAGGAGAGAGGGAAAGGAGAGAGUGGACUUGCUUAAUGAGAGAAAAACAGAAGGCAAGAGCAUGAAGAUAGAUGAGAAAGAAGUGCAUCAAGACAGAAAGGAGGAAGAAUUUAUAGAUGAGCCAGAUUGUGAAUCAGACAGCAGGCGAGAUCCAGGAAAGAAGCAGGGCUUUUCCACAUUGUCUCUAUCCAGAGCUAUUGAUCCUGGCGUCAGCAUCAGUCCAUGCAUAGCUUUCAACACAGAGGAGAGAAGCAGGAUGUUCAGCAGCAGGUACCAGGCACCUGUACAGGAGGUACCUCCUGUACCCUGGAAGAGACGUGCUCCUUUAAUUGUUGAUCCGGAGCAUGAAAGACAUGUGGAACACUUCAAAAGAAAGCUUCGCUUUAGCCCUUAGAGCAGGUACUGUAGGUGACUUUUGUCCUCACUGCAAGUGGUCACCAUGAAAUUAUAAUCUCUUCAACGUAGUUUCACUCUUCCAGAACAGAAAGGAUGCACCCAGUCAGCAGAUCAAGAGGAUUAAAUGCCACUUUGAAGAUGCAUUUAAGUGAUAUUUGCACUUUCCUGCGUUCUUGUCUAUAUAAUGUUUUAUUCUUAGUUCAUGGUUACAAGUGGAGUUUAGCUUU
Cololabis saira (Pacific saury) is the source of this 3835-nucleotide messenger RNA. RefSeq names its product protein phosphatase 1, regulatory subunit 26 (gene ppp1r26). Gene Ontology annotation, molecular function: protein phosphatase inhibitor activity. Gene Ontology annotation, biological process: negative regulation of phosphatase activity. NCBI's taxonomy places the organism in Eukaryota, Metazoa, Chordata, Actinopteri, Beloniformes, Belonidae. The coding region runs from base 205 to 3606 and encodes 1133 amino acids. The record is from RefSeq and is a predicted model, not a curated record. The transcript has 4 exons.